This is a messenger RNA of Saccostrea cuccullata (small rock oyster), 1660 nucleotides long. RefSeq lists its product as uncharacterized. The transcript is spliced from 8 exons. NCBI's taxonomy places the organism in Eukaryota, Metazoa, Mollusca, Bivalvia, Ostreida, Ostreidae. The record is from RefSeq and is a predicted model, not a curated record. The coding region runs from base 171 to 1499 and encodes 442 amino acids.
GGAAGAUCUGUAGUUUAUUCCUCUUUACUUGACACGGAAGAAUUUAAAUUGUUUUGCUAUGUAGGACUCACAAUCUAGUGUUUAGAAAAAUAAACCUAAUGCAACGUUAAAUUCAUCAUGAUCUUGCUUUUGAUGUUUUCGCCAAUUUGAUUUUUAAAAAAAAGAAAGGGAUGUAUCAUACCAUAGGAAUCAUUGUAUUCAUUUUAAUCGUAGAUAUUCAAGGUUCGUUACAAAACACACAGUGUAAGAGAACACGUGACUGGAACGGUUACCAAUUCCAAUGCCCCAAAAAUCAUACGAUUUAUAUCAAACAUCAUAUCAUAGAGGAUGGAUUUCACAAGUUAUCAUCCACGAUCUUUGGAUGUCAAGAGACAGAUGCCCUUUAUUGUGGUGCCAAACUUCCUAUCAACCAAACGCUUGGACAAAACAAUUCAGCUUUUUCGUCAGCUGUAAGAGAUUGCAAUGGUAAAAUUCAGUGCCAUGUGAGUACUCAAUACUUUAAAGAUGUAGAGGCAGGUCUUCGCAAAUCAUGCAGUCAAUCACAUCAAUCGGAUUUAAACGAAGCCAAAUUUCGACAAAGCAUUGAUUACGAAUGUAUUCAAGAUUAUCAAGUCAUUGAUAUGUGCACAAAUAGAAAAUACAGCAGAAGUCCCCAUGUAUAUUUACGGUUAUCUGGUGACAGAGAAAACUGUUCGUGCGACGUCAUUGGUAAUAUUUCACCUGUUCAUAUUUUACAGACAAAUAUGGUUGAAAUUUCCAUCUACAAUGAAAGUAUGCCUUUUUACGAGCACAAUCACCCUAGUGUAAGUCUCUAUGGAGUGGAAGUUCAAGUGAUUACUAAGAAGUUGCUCAUUCGUACCAAGGGAAAAUCUGCAUCAAGUUAUAUACUGAUUAAAGUAUUGGCUGUGCCUACACAAUUAACCAGUGCAGUGACACAACAGAAAGGAGAACAAAGACUAACACAUAGCUCAACAAGUCAAUAUGUAAAAGUAAUGGGCUUUGACAAAUCAUUGAAUGCUUCAGCAACGGCGACACAAGCGUCUACAAAUAACGGCAACCACCAACGUUUGUUAAACGAUAAAGCCCUGUUCAGCAGCCUUUUCCUGUUUUUGGGAGGAGUCGUCUUACUGGUCAUUUUUUUCCUUCUUCUCUCUGUAAUUCAGAGAAGAAAGGACAGAGAUCUUCUCUUGGCAAUUCUUCACAAACUAGAAGAGAGUGAUCAAAGCGUUCAGGAGGAGCAACACUCCAAGACGACGGAGACAAGCCACAUUCAGAGUACAGAAAGUAAAAAGAACUACCAGGAAAUCCCAUUGCAGUUCUUGAAUUGUCCAAAGACCAAGCAUCUCAGUAACCCUGUAUACGAAAGUUCAAGUCAGGAAAAUGUUUCAUCUGAAGAGCAACAUGUCGAGCUUUCAAUGGCUGGCUCCAUGGAUGUGCAGAGUGGCCGAUUCCUUUUGGAGAGUGACAAUGGAAUCUAUGAAUUGCAAAAAAGAUUCUGAAAAAAUCUUAGUUACAUCACAUUUCUGAUUCAUUUCAUGGAAUGUUCAAAACACACAUCAGGCACAUACAAAAUUUUAUCAACUGAAAAAAAAGUGAUUGCUGCAAAAAGAACAUUCUUGCUGUUAAUAGAGCUUUGUUGCUUCUCUUUUUCGAGAUUUAA